Molecule: messenger RNA, 1482 nt
Organism: Daldinia childiae
Lineage: Eukaryota; Fungi; Ascomycota; Sordariomycetes; Xylariales; Hypoxylaceae
Product: Repressible acid phosphatase
Exons: 4
Coding region: 1-1482 (493 amino acids)
Cellular component (GO): fungal-type cell wall
Molecular function (GO): acid phosphatase activity
Source: RefSeq, a predicted model, not a curated record
AUGCAUAUAUCACAAGCCAUUCUUAUAUCUCUGGUAUCCAGAGUCUGUAAUGCGACAACACGAUAUCUAGCACCGGUCCAGGACAUAAAUUUCCCCAGUAGCGAAAGCGCGACGAACCCUCUUCAAUGGCUAGGCGCCAAUGGGCCAUGGUAUGCCGGCCCAAAUGUAUUCGGAAUUUCACCUGAGCCUCCUCGAAACUGUCAUGUCGAUCGUGCUGCCUACGUCUCAAGACACGGUUCGAGGUACCCAGACCAAGGAGCUUAUAAUGGAUGGGUAUCCAUGUACGAACGGUUUCAAACCAGCGACUAUACCGCGAGUGGAAGCUUAUCAUUCCUCUCAAAUUGGCGGCCGGUCCCCGAAGACCCUGCAUCGCAGAUUGGCAUGGAAAACCCUACUGGUGUAAAGGAGGCCCUCGAUCUGGGUUAUACACUACGUACAAGGUAUCCGGCUCUUUACCAAGAGGGAAACGAGUUCAUGGUGUGGGCCAACAAUUAUACUCGGGUCCUCCAGACAGCAUCUAUGUUUAUUCGCGGCUACUUGGGGGUCGCCGCUUCUCAGAAGGGGAGCAUAAUCUCGGUGACGUCUAGAGGCUUCCCGGCUGGUGUUGGGGACUCACUCGCUCCCUCGGAUAUGUGUCCAAAUUUCAAAGAUUCGGAGGGGGGAGAACACAAGUCAACCUGGGAUGAAAUUUGGAUCCCGCCUGUUCAGUAUCGUCUACAGAAGUUGAUAAAGGGUAACUUAUCUUUGACAGCUGCUGAUAUCGCCCAGAUACCCUAUCUGUGUGGUUUUGAGAGUCAUAUCACAGGUCGACUUUCGCCCUGGUGCGAUGUGUUCACUGAUAAAGAGUUGAAGCAAUACGAGUACUCUAACGAUCUCCGUUACUACUACGGUAUUGGUCCAGGUACAGAUCUUCCCAAGAAGAUGAUGACGCCUUUCUUGAGUGCACUCGUUAGCAUCCUGCAAAACGGAUCUACUAUAGGCAUAGGGGUAGACGGCUCAACUUUCAACAUCCCGAAACUUCUGGUGUCAUUCUUGAAUGACGGGCAGUUAACCGAACUGGUAACUGCAAGCGGCGUUUUCGAUAGACAACCCGCGUUGUCUGCUAUCAGGAAGGACAAUAAUAGACUGUGGGUAGGGUCACGGUAUGUGUCAAUGAGAGGUACGAUCGCUUUCGAACGUUUGAACUGCGUUGUAAAGAGUGAUAAUGGACCCAAGGCUUACCCCUCGGGCGGGUUUAACGAGACAUAUCUCCGCAUUCGCUUGAACGAUGCAGUGUAUCCAAUUCCUUCCUGCGAUAACGGCCCUGGAUCAUCCUGCAAGCUGAGCGACUAUGCUAGAUAUGUCGCGGAAAAGUAUGCUGCCGAGGGGGAUUGGAUAACGAACUGCAAUGUUACAGUUACUGAGGAUACGCCGACAACGGUGAAAGGGGCAAGCUUCUUCACGGAUAUCAGCAAACCGUGGGUUAGGCGGUUAGCUGUUUGA